Molecule: messenger RNA, 1751 nt
Organism: Ochotona princeps (American pika)
Lineage: Eukaryota; Metazoa; Chordata; Mammalia; Lagomorpha; Ochotonidae
Gene: QRSL1
Product: glutaminyl-tRNA amidotransferase subunit QRSL1
Exons: 11
Coding region: 140-1702 (520 amino acids)
Biological process (GO): glutaminyl-tRNAGln biosynthesis via transamidation; mitochondrial translation
Cellular component (GO): glutamyl-tRNA(Gln) amidotransferase complex; mitochondrion
Molecular function (GO): glutaminyl-tRNA synthase (glutamine-hydrolyzing) activity
Source: RefSeq, a predicted model, not a curated record
CGACCAAUCCAAGGGCUCGGUAUUGAAGGAUCAAUGACGAUCCAAAGAUGGCUGCGCCCGUGUAAUCCCGGCGGCAGCUGACCUCUGAUUUUCCUCGCGUCACCUGGCGCCAGGGGUUGGUUAGCUGAGCACGAAGAUCAUGCUGGGCCGGACCCUCCGAGAAGUUUCUGCAGCUUUGAAGCAAGGCCAGAUUACACCAAAAGAACUCUGUCAAAAAUGCCUCUCGCUUAUCAAGAAGACCAAGUUUCUAAAUGCUUACAUCACUGUAUCAGAAGAGGUGGCCCUAAAGCAAGCAGAAGAAUCAGAGAACAGAUACAGAAAAGGCCAGUCACUGGGGGACUUGGAUGGAAUUCCUAUUGCAGUGAAAGACAACUUUAGUACAUCUGGCAUUGAGACAACAUGUGCGUCGAACAUGCUGAAAGGUUAUAUACCACCUUAUAAUGCCACAGUGGUUCAGAAGUUGUUGGAUCAGGGAGCUCUACUAAUGGGAAAAACAAACUUAGAUGAGUUUGCUAUGGGAUCUGGAAGCACAGAUGGUGUGUUUGGACCAGUGAAAAACCCCUGGAGUUAUUCAAAGCAGUAUAGAGAACAGAGGCAGCAGAAGCCGCACAGCGAGAGGGAGGAUGCGGACUGGCUCAUCGCUGGAGGAAGCUCCGGGGGCAGCGCGGCUGCCGUAGCGGCGCUCACAUGCUUCGCAGCUUUAGGAUCGGAUACUGGAGGAUCCACAAGAAACCCUGCUGCCCACUGUGGGCUUGUUGGCUUCAAACCAAGCUAUGGCUUAGUUUCUCGUCAUGGCCUCAUUCCCCUGGUGAAUUCAAUGGAUGUGCCAGGAAUCUUAACCAGAUGUGUGGACGAUACAGCAAUUGUGUUGGGUGUAUUGGCUGGACAUGACCCCAAAGAUUCCACUACAGUACAAGAUCCUGUAGAGCCAUUCACACUUCCCAGUCUGACAGAUGUGAGCAAACUAUGUAUAGGAAUUCCAAAGGAAUAUCUUGUACCAGAACUGUCACCUGAAGUACGCUCUCUUUGGUCCAAAGCAGCUGACCUUUUUGAUUCUGAGGGGGCCAAAGUCAUUGAAGUGUCCCUGCCCCACACCUGCUACUCAAUCGUCUGCUACCAUGUGUUGUGCACAUCAGAAGUGGCAUCAAAUAUGGCAAGAUUCGAUGGGCUGGAGUAUGGUCACAGAUGUAACGUUCAUGUGUCCACUGAAGCCAUGUAUGCCACAACCAGACGAGAAGGGUUCAACGAUGUGGUGAGAGGAAGAAUUCUCUCGGGAAACUUUUUCUUAUUAAAAGAAAACUAUGAGGACUAUUUCAUCAAAGCACAGAAAGUGAGACGCCUCAUUGCUAACGAUUUUGUGAAUGUUUUCAACUCGGGAGUGGAUGUCCUGCUAACGCCCACCACCUUGAGUGAGGCAGUGCCGUACUUGGAGUUCAUCAAAGAAGACAACAGAACACGAAGUGCUCAGGAUGAUGUUUUCACACAGGCUGUCAAUAUGGCAGGACUGCCAGCAGUGAAUGUUCCUGUGGCCCUCUCAAACCAAGGACUGCCUAUAGGAUUGCAGUUUAUUGGACGCGCAUUUUGUGAUCAGCAGCUUCUCACAGUUGCCAAAUGGUUUGAAGAACAAGUCCAGUUUCCUGCUAUCCAACUUGAACUCACAGAUGACUGUUCUGUUCAUCAGUCCUUGCAAAUGACAAGUUAGCUUCUGUUUCUCUACAAUAGUAGUGAUCAAUAAAUGAUGCAAACUAAAA